UCAGGAAAAGCUUCUUUGCUCUUUCUCUGCAAGGAAGCCUCUCUCUCUCUCUCUCUCUCUCUCUCUCUCUAUUAGUUUCCCUCGGCCAUGCACCUUUACAGUUUUCUUUCUAGCUAGGAGUUGUUGAAUACACUCUGUUGAUUUCCCCCAGCUAAAACAUGCCAUGUGUGCAGAGAAACUGGAUUGCAAACUUUUUCUUUUGGGUCCAGUUCCUUCACAUGCAAGUGCUCUGCUAUGGUAGAAAUCCUCCACCGGGCAGAUUUUUCUUUCCAGACAAGAGGCAAGAGCACUUUAUCCGUAUGCUGCAAGAAUACCAUGUAGUUGGUCCUACGAAAGUAGAUGCAAGCGGCCAUUUUCUCUCUUACAAUUUGCAUCAUCACACCUCAGGUGCCAGGAGAAAAAGAGACUUUAGCUGGAAGGAAAACUUCGUGUAUUAUAAAAUUAACCACAAGGAGAAGGAUCUGUUUUUAAGCUUGACUGUCCAUCAAGGAUUUCUUUCUCCUAAUUAUGUACUGGAAAGGAGAUAUGGGAACCAUACAGGUGCAAAGAUUGUACCUUACUCAGGAACCUCAUGCCACCUCAUUGGCACAGUCUCAGAGCCAAAUUGUGGGAACGGGACAGCAGUGAUAAGCACUUGCAAUGGACUGACUGGAUAUUUCCAUCUGCCUCAUGGAGACUACUUCAUUGAGCCUGUUAAAAAGCAUCCAGUGGAAGAUGGAACACCACACCCACACAUAAUCUACAGGACAAAUAUCCCUCAAAAUGCUUUAAGGCAACGGCGGGAGACCACAACAGGCAAGGCACAAGUUUGUGGAUUGACUGAUACCUUCAGCUUUUUCAAACAACAAGAGCAUUGGAGGGAGAAGUGGGAAGGAAAUCGCAGAGCAGUCAAAACGAUUUCUCGGCGUUCUGUCAGCAAGGAACGAUGGGUGGAGACGCUUGUUGUUGCAGACAGUAAAAUGAUUGAAUAUCAUGGAAGUGACAAUGUGGAAUCCUACAUCCUCACUAUAAUAAAUAUGGUUACAGGAUUGUUCCAUGAUCCAAGUAUUGGCAAUGCAAUCCACAUUGUGCUCGUCCGUCUUAUUCUUCUUGAAGAGGAAGAGCAAGGCUUGAAAAUCGUUCAUCAUGCGGAUAAAACUUUAGCUAGCUUCUGUAAGUGGCAGAAAAGCAUUAAUCCCCAAAACGAUAACAACCCUAUACAUCAUGAUGUAGCUGUACUUCUAACAAGAAAGGACAUUUGUGCUGGCAUGAAUCGGCCCUGUGAAACCUUAGGCUUGUCUCAUCUAUCUGGUAUGUGCCAACCUCACCGCAGCUGUAAUAUUAAUGAAGAUUCUGGGCUGUCUUUGGCAUUCACUAUUGCACAUGAGCUUGGACACAGUUUUGGUAUCCAGCAUGAUGGAAAAGAGAAUGACUGUGAGCCUGUCGGAAGACAUCCAUACAUUAUGUCCCGUCAGCUGCAGUAUGAUCCUUCUCCACUAACUUGGUCACCCUGCAGCAAGGAAUACAUCACACGUUUCCUCGAUCGAGGAUGGGGAUUCUGUCUAGAUGAUAUCCCAAAAAAGAAAGAUUUAAAGUCAACACUCAUUGCCCCAGGAGUAAUCUAUGAUGUACAUCACCAAUGCCAGCUGCAGUACGGCCCCACAGCUACUUUCUGUGAAGAGAUGGAUAAUAUUUGCCAGACGCUCUGGUGCUCAGUGAAAGGUUCCUGCCGCUCAAAACUGGAGGCUGCUGCAGAUGGAACUAGAUGUGGAGAAAACAAGUGGUGCUUCAAUGCGGAGUGCAUUCCAGUGGGAAAGAAUCCAGAAAUGAUAAACGGUGGAUGGGGCACAUGGUCCUCCUGGUCCCAUUGCACACGAACAUGUGGGGCAGGAGUUCAGAGUGCAGAAAGACACUGCAAUAAUCCAGAGCCUCAGUUUGGAGGAAGGUAUUGCACUGGAGAACGGAAACGCUACCGCAUGUGUAACAUUCUGCCAUGUCGACGAGACACACCAACCUUUCGUCAGAUGCAAUGCAGUGAAUUUGACACAGUUCUCUAUAAGAAUGAAUUCUACCAGUGGAUUCCAGUUUAUAACACAGCUAAUCCUUGUGAACUCUACUGCCGCCCCAUAGACGGCCAGUUUUCCGAGAAAAUGCUGGAUGCAGUGAGUGAUGGUACUCCUUGCUUUGAAAGAAGCAACGCCCGAGAUAUCUGUAUAAAUGGCAUGUGUAAGGCUGUUGGCUGUGAUUAUGAAAUAAAUUCCAAUGCAACUGAAGAUCGAUGUGGAGUUUGCCUAGGAGAUGGAUCUGCUUGUCAAACAGUGAAGAUGGUGUUCAAUCAAAGUGAAGGAUUAGGUUAUGUUGACAUUGGACUGAUUCCAAAAGGAGCAAGGGACAUCAGAGUAGUAGAAAUGGCAGAGGCAGGAAAUUUCCUUGCAGUGCGGAGUGAAGACCCAGAGAAGUAUUACCUAAAUGGGGGGUUUAUUAUCCAGUGGAAUGGAGAAUACAAAGUGGCAGGGACAACAUUUCAAUAUGAGAGAAAAGGAGAUCUUGAAAAUCUGACAGCAUCUGGACCCACCAAUGAGUCAGUCUGGAUACAGCUACUCUUUCAGGAAAAUAACCCUGGAAUAAAGUAUGAAUACACUAUACGUAAAGAAGGAAGCCUGGAGAAUGAAGUAGAGGAUCCAGAAUAUUUUUGGCAAUAUGGAGGCUGGUCGGAUUGUAGUGUAACGUGUGGAAGAGGUGUUCAGCGACAGACAGCCAGGUGUGUGAAAAGGGGAGGAAGUGUGAUCAAAAACUCCUUCUGUGACCCUGAAAUGCAGCCAAACGGACGACAAAAGAAAUGCAAUGAAAAGGAUUGCCUACCCAGGUGGUGGAUAGGAGAAUGGCAGACGUGUUCAACCACCUGUGGUCCAACAGGAGAGAAAAAACGAACUGUCCUUUGCAUCCAAACAGUGGGAUCUGAUGAGCAGGCACUGGCUGCUAAAGACUGCCAGCAUCUGCUGAAACCAAAGACCCACCUUUCCUGCAACAGGGAUGUUCUGUGCCCAUCCGAUUGGACAGUGAGCAACUGGACAGAGUGCACAGUUACAUGUGGUGGUGGGGUACGGACUCGUAAAAUCACUUGUGCCAAAAACAAUGAUGAACUGUGUGAUAUGUCCAAGAGACCAAACUCUAAAGCGCUAUGUGGCCUCCAGCAGUGUCCUUCCACCAGACGACUAUUGAUACCCCACCUGAAACCCAACAGAGGAAAGAUCAUAAUAAGGAAGACAGCAAUUAAUCCCAAAAGAGACCAAAGAGACCAGACCACAACAAAAAUGCCUGAGUUCCAAAGCACAACUGAUUUGGUUUCUAUUGCCUCUACUUCUGUCCACUCUUCCAAGAAGGACAAUCUGGAAAUAGGAACAUUACAGAAUAAUUCUACCAGAACAAAUGAUGAUUAUAAUCCCUUUAUGUUUAAUGGAAGCAGGUCACACCACGAAAGUACUGUAAGUAAUAGUUCAAGUACUGAAAAUAUAAGAAACAUCCAGAAUAUCUCUAACACAUAUCCAGAUUUUGCUUCAGAAGGGGACCUCAUUCAGACAGAAGUUCAUUACACUACUUCGUUAGCCAAAAGUCCAGCAGUCACUCCAGGCUAUGAUUAUUUAACUGAAGAGUCUGACAAUAUUGAUUGGCCAACAGAAGGCAGUGAAAAACCUACUGACAUCCAUUACAAAGUCAAAAGCAGCCCUGCAAUCAAAACCAGGAGCAAACCACCAAACAUCAGCUCUCAUGUAAUUAAGACUCCAAAAAUCUCACCAACAUUAUAUCAUCAUGAAUCUUCUACACUGUCUGCAAGUAGCACUGCAGCAGAAAAACUGUCAUCUUCAACCACAGUGAACCAAAGGGGUAUCAGUGUGCAAAUAGAUACACCUAUCACUGAAAAGGUCACCACAGAAGGACCAGCAAUGUUUGAUAAUGUAUCAAGAGGCCAGUUUGGAAAUGGAGCAGAAAUGGAACCCUCUGACAAGAUAGAUUAUACCCAAAGCACAAAAUCUCCAAGUUUUGAAGAUGCUCCAAAGGACCACAGUACAGCUUCUGAGGGAAAAUUAUCCAAUGCCACAGAAUGGGACUAUGCAAGAAUGUCCAAUAAUUCUCAUGGUGAUGUGUACUGGAUAGUGGGGAACUGGAGUGAGUGUUCUACCACCUGUGGUGUAGGAGCUUUUUGGAGACAUGUGGAAUGUAACAGUAGGAAUGAAUCUGACUGUCAGCACAUUAAAAAACCUGACCCUGCAAGAAGAUGUCAUCUCCGUCCAUGUGCUAAGUGGAAAACUGGAUCCUGGAGCAAGUGCUCUACAAACUGUGGUGGUGGUUUCAAGACCCGAGAUGUUCACUGCACUGAUGUUCAUGAUAAGCGAGUUCUGCGGCCUUUUCACUGCCAAUUAUUAGAACAUAAACCACAACUGAGCAUUAGCUGUAAUACAGAGCCCUGCUUGGAAUGGCGUGUGGCGCCUUGGAAUGAGUGCACUGCUUCGUGUGGAGGGGGCAUUCAGCAAAGAACAGUAACAUGCAUCAGUACAGAAGAUAAUGAAGCCAAAAAUCAAUCUCUGUGUGAGCAUGAGCCCAAGCCUCCAGAAUCUCAGAAAUGCAAUAUGCGAGAGUGCAGGAAAAGUGCAAGCCUGCCGUGCCACAAAGACAAGCUGUCCAUUAAUUUCUGCCAGAAGCUGAAAUGGAUUGGCAAAUGUCUGGUGCCAUCAAUAAGGACUCAGUGCUGCUUCACGUGUAAUAGGCCCCGAAUUCCUAACAAAACAAGAUCUGGAAAUCAACAGACCUUCAAAGAACAAAAUUACACCAAAUCCAGAAGAAAAUUGCCUCCAAUCAAAAAGAGCAACAGCCAACGUGCUGAGCACUAGGGUAUUUUGCUCCCUGGUGAAUUUAAUCAGUAGUUCCAUUUUCUCUUUUGUAUGGAGCCAUUCUAUAUAGAUGGAAACGUAAAGAACAGAUCAAAAUUGGGGAAAUACAUCCUUUAGGGCAAUCAACCCCAAUAUGCUUCUUCAGCCCUCUUUUUAAGACAGCUACAAAUUUGUCAUUGUGCUUUGCAAUGUGUACCUGUUCCUGGUACUUAUGUGAGCAUGGAAUAUAGGUUAGCGGCAUGCAUACAGGUCUUUAGAAGAAUGUUGUGCUUUUCAUUGUCUCCAUUUACAGUGGAAGAACAAAUUGUGGUUGCCCCCAAAACAGUAUUAAAAUAACUGGCACUUGUACAGAGCACCAUUUAGUCUCAGGUCCCAAAGUGUAAAGCUAAUCUCUCCUGUUUCUUGUAAUUACUGGGACUUUUCUCUACACAACCUCCUGUGAUGUCGGUAGUGUGUCUGCCAUACUGCAACUUGGAGGCAAGCUCUGUAGGUUCUGCAGCAGCUAGGCCUUAUUGGUGCUAGCUGUAGAGGAUCCCAAUAAUUACUCAGCUCCAUUGGUGAUGGUAUAACUAUUCUCAAUGGGAGCUGAUUGGCUUUUAAAACACUCAAGGCUGGGAAUUUUAAAGAAGAUGAAAGGAGUUUGGUGCUUAAGGUCCACUGAAAUUCAAUGGAAGUUGGAUGCAGAGGCCUCUCAGGACAAUCUGCCAUCUUAAGCAAACCUUCAGUGUUCUAUCCCCCUCCUCAUUGGUUCAGCUGCCCUCCAAUAUGACAGAGAAGAGGCUGGGCUAAAUUUGAGUAGCAUUGUGGCCUGGCACAUGAGAUUGCAACUCUGCUCAAACUUGGUCCAGUUGCCCAAGAUGGAGGGGUAGCGGGUCCCAGUGUACCGCCCUAGGCAGUGCCUACGUCACCUAUAACAAGAGCAUACUCCGGUGGGUGUUUCACUCAACCCACUAGUUUGUGACAGCUCAGUUUUUGAUACUUCCCUAUACUUUCCUAGCCCUUCUUUAGAAUACUAUGUUCUAAAUGUGGAUGGGCUCUGAAAGUACAUCGUACCCAGACUUAUAGCAACGUAUGCAUGCCUCUUUGCUUUGACAGGUUUUCUAUUUUCUAAUGCCAGAGCUGACUUCAGAUUUUCAAAGUGUUGGGGAAUGCUCAACAUGGGUGCACAGAACUAUGGGAAAAGCAUAAUAUAUUCUGUUAACCUAACUUCCUGACACUUGGCUGUAUCAUGUAUUGUAUAUUAAUACCAUUUAUUUAAUAUGUAGUAAUGUAUUGUGCCUAACAUAUGUAUUGGCUAACAUUUGAAAAAUCCUAGACAUAACCUUCAGAUUCCUAACUGUUCUAAGACUUCAGGGGGUAGCUGAGUUUCGUCUGUACAGAAAAAAACAACAAAUGGUCUGGUAGCACUUUAUAGACUACUAAGGUUGUGCUACUUACAGUCUUCUUGGUUUUAUACCAUAUGAACAGGUCAUAAAUAUAUUGCAGUGACUAAAGAGGCUUUUGACUGUUAAGGGCCAUGUUUCCAGACUAACAUUAUAAAACAUACUAGAAAUGUGUUUAGACCUGACUUCUAAACCUCCUGAAGGGAGGUUCCAAAGAGGAUAGAGAAAGGCUGU
Messenger RNA from Pelodiscus sinensis (Chinese soft-shelled turtle), 6484 nucleotides. RefSeq names its product ADAM metallopeptidase with thrombospondin type 1 motif 12 (gene ADAMTS12). Gene Ontology annotation, biological process: proteolysis; extracellular matrix organization. Lineage: Eukaryota; Metazoa; Chordata; Testudines; Trionychidae. The record is from RefSeq and is a predicted model, not a curated record. Gene Ontology annotation, molecular function: metalloendopeptidase activity. Gene Ontology annotation, cellular component: extracellular matrix.